GACCGUUCUCGGCAGUAUGGCUUCGGCUGCCGGUACGACCGUUAGUAGUUUUUCGUGGUGUGGUACGUGUUCGUGCGUGAGCGUGCUCUGUUUCGUGAGAGAAAAGGACGAAGGUUUGCGGUGAAGGGACCUAUCGAGAAGAUCAGCUGGGCGAACGAGAGCCCUGAUACGCGACAUCCGAAUCAGUCAUGCGGCGGAAUGUCAAGAUCGCGUUGCUCUUGUCAUGCGCGUGGAUGUUCGCCUUUGUUUACUACUAUCACACAUCCAGGGAUAGCAAGCAGAAUGAAAACAGAGCUUUACGGCUGAAAGAACCCGCGUCCCUGGCACUCUCCGCCGGCGGGAAUUCCGGCAGCUACGUGGACCCGGACGGCACGGCCAUUGUAAUGUCAUCCGAGCUCCUGCCGGCACCGACCCCGGAUCCGAGAGUGACGUGGAAUUACUUCGACGAACAGGGGUACGUCUCGAGAGGCGGUCUGCGUGCAGGCGAGGACCCAUACGCGAGGAAUAAAUUCAAUCAGGAAGCCUCCGACGGUCUUCCGAGCAAUCGUGACAUACCCGAUACUCGCAGCGCCAUGUGUAGAAUGAAACAAUGGAGACAGGAUUUGCCACCGACUUCCGUUAUAAUUACUUUCCACAAUGAAGCACGGUCUACGCUACUCAGAACUGUCGUCAGUGUACUGAACAGAAGUCCGGAACAUCUGAUCAAGGAAAUCAUUUUAGUAGAUGAUUUCAGCGAUCAUCCCGAAGACGGCGAAGAGCUAUCGCGAAUUCAUAAAGUUCGUGUGAUCAGAAACGAAAAGAGAGAGGGAUUGAUGAGAUCGCGUGUCCGCGGCGCAGAUGCAGCUACCGCGAGUGUGUUGACAUUUUUGGAUUCGCACUGCGAAUGCAACGCGGACUGGCUUGAACCACUUCUGGAAAGGGUGGCCGAAGACCCAACCAGGGUGGUCUGUCCUGUGAUCGAUGUGAUCAGUAUGGACACUUUCCAAUAUAUUGGAGCUUCCGCUGACCUCAGAGGUGGUUUCGAUUGGAGUUUGGUCUUUAAAUGGGAGUAUCUCAGCCAAGCGGAACGACAGGCGAGACAAAAGGACCCGACGCAAGCUAUUAGGACCCCUAUGAUUGCUGGCGGACUGUUUGUCAUCAACAAAGCGUACUUUGAGAAACUCGGCAAAUACGAUACUCAGAUGGACGUUUGGGGCGGCGAGAAUCUCGAAAUAUCGUUUCGCGUGUGGCAAUGCGGUGGCAGCUUAGAGAUUAUCCCGUGCUCACGUGUGGGCCAUGUAUUCCGCAAACGUCAUCCUUACUCGUUCCCCGGAGGCAGCGGAAACGUGUUUGCGCGAAACACGAGGCGUGCCGCCGAAGUAUGGAUGGACGACUACAAGCAAUUCUACUAUAACGCCGUGCCGUUGGCACGAAAUAUCCCUUACGGAAAUAUCCAAGACAGAAUGGAGCUAAAACGAAAACUGCAUUGCAAGCCUUUUAGUUGGUAUCUGAAGAACGUCUAUCCCGAAUUGAUAAUACCUACGAGCGAGGGUGGUCCAGGAGGCUCUUUGAAGCAAGGCACUGCCUGCUUAGAUAGCAUGGGCCAUCUUCUCGACGGAAACGUUGGUCUCUAUCCUUGUCAUAACACCGGUGGCAAUCAGGAGUGGGGCCUCACAAAAGACGGCUUGAUCAAGCAUCACGAUCUCUGCCUGACCCUACCGGUGUACGCCAAGGGCACGACGCUACUGAUGCAAAUCUGCGACGGCAGCGAGAAUCAAAAGUGGCGGCACUUGGAAGGCGGCUUGAUCCGCCACACCAGAAUACCUGUGUGUGUGGACUCGCGGUAUCACGCGCAGCGCGGUAUCACGGCGGAGAAGUGCGACUCGAAUGCGGAGACGCAGAGGUGGCAUCUCUACAACCACAAUCACUAGCUGAUAUGGCUGCGGUGAACACGCCAUUCAUCCGCAAGACUCUUACUUAUCGUCGCGCGCCGCGACGUGAUCAAAGUCAUUCUAACCGAAGCCGACCGCGUCAGAGGCGCCGUUACUUAAUUAGGGACUGGCUGUCCGCGCGCGAACAGAUCGAUCAAUUCGGGCAAGUUACUUACCGUAUAUCAGCGUAUCUUUGUGCAAUAAUCGUGGCUCUUCUUCUGGUCUCUCAUAUAAUACCGAAGAAGAGCCUAUCUUGUACCGCGCUGAUUUGCAAGCUCGCGAUUUCCCAAUGCAGCUUGUUUCAUAAAAUUUAGACGAGAGUGUAUUUGGAUCUGGGCAUCGUAUAAUAAUGAAAAAUUGGUAUUACAUGAGACGAGAUAAUUUCGCAGAAAACAGUGAAAAAAGUUUUAAGACUGCUUGGUGUAUAUGAUACUAAUCAAUAAGCUUCAGUUUUAAUAUCCAUUCGAAAUUCUAUCGCUUUUAAUCGUUUUCUUAGACACUAAGAAAACGCUAGAAAUCAUCACAAUAUUUCUUUUAUAAUGACAAAAGAUUAAUCUUAUUGAUAGGGUAACGUCUCGCAAUCGAUGUGUGAUAAGCAUAAUAUUAUUUAUAGUAAAAUAAUGUAAAAAACGUGAAGGAAUGUGUGUACGAAUUGUGACAAUGCGGAAGUUGCAUAUACCGUUUCGAUGUUGCGACCCGAAGCACGUUGGUUGCGACUGUCUUAAGUCUCGAAUGCAUGGAUUACGGUAUAUACUUCAAACGUGCGCUGGAUUUAAACGAAGGAAAAUCAUAUUAUUGAAAAAGCCAUUUUUAACACUUUUAGCCUUGAAGAUAAUUAAUAUAGCAAACAAAUCCCUUGUAUUCGCGGUUUAAAGUGUUAUAAAGAGAGCUAAAUGUGUAUAUUAAUUAAGAAAUAAUUGAAUUGUAUACGCAGAAUACUCAUGCACAGUUUUGGCUCAUGAUUAUCAAACUCGAAGAAUUUGUUUGAGAAAUAUAUUACUUGAAUAAAGAUUGACUUAUAGAGUAUUGCGUGGAUGCGAUCAGCUCGUCACUUUUCGCAAGAUGUAUCGUUUAUAAAAUCUCAAAAAAUUUAAUUUAAUGUAUAAAUAUAAAUUUAUAGAGUUCCUUUUAAAAAGGAACUCUCAUUAAUAUAGAAGAUUUAUGUAUAAUGCAAUUGUAAAUUUAGAUUGAUAUCGACAAUUGAAGAGUUAAGUGAAAUCGGUCCAGAAGAUGACAACAACGCUAUUAAUGAAAUAUAAUAAAAAAAAGAUCACCGUUUAGAAAUCGAUUUAAGAAAAAGCAAAGGUUAAAAAUUAAAUUAUCUUUUUUUGUUUUAUGUAUAAUCAGAGAUGAUGAAACAAAGAGAUAGGAAUAUAUAUAUAUAUA
This is a messenger RNA of Formica exsecta, 3296 nucleotides long. RefSeq names its product polypeptide N-acetylgalactosaminyltransferase 2 (gene Pgant2). The transcript has 10 exons. Gene Ontology annotation, cellular component: Golgi apparatus. Bases 189 to 1910 code for a protein of 573 amino acids. Lineage: Eukaryota; Metazoa; Arthropoda; Insecta; Hymenoptera; Formicidae. The record is from RefSeq and is a predicted model, not a curated record.